AAAAGAGCAAGGGAGGUGGUGGACUGGCGGUGCUACCAGGAGGAACAGGACAAACUGAAGGAGGACAUGCAAGCCAUUGAGGUAAAGCAACGGGAGCACCAAGAGAGCUACAAGAAGGAGCGAGAGCCCCUGGCCCACCUCAGCUGGAGGCAAAGGAAGUCUGCUCUGUACAAGGCCAACAAAAAGCUCAUGGCCAUGCGGCCCCAGCGAGAAGUUGGAGUCCCAAGAGCUCUCCCUACCACUCAUUGUCAAAGGUGGAGUACCACAGACUAAUAGAUAAAUGAAUAGGGAAAUGAAUGAAUACAUCUGAAUAACUCAAUGACAUGGCUAGACAACAUAAUAGUUUGAUCUUGAAAUAAAUACUCCUAAUUAAAUUAAUAUUUUAAUAUUUAUGUUCAUGAAAUAACUAAAUGUAUCUAAAAAAAAAAAAUUGCAAAAUAAUGCCAUGAAUAUAUGCCAUUUCAUGCCGACUUGUCUGUUGUCAUUGCAGGUGAUGUGGAUGGCUCUGUCGAGGCCAUCCUGAACAUCUUGGAGAGCUACGAUGCGCAUGACCAGUGCCAGAUGGAGGUGGUCCACUUUGGCAUCGGAGAUGUCUCCGAGAACGAUCUCAACCUGGCCGAGACCUUCUCAGGUGCAUCCUCUACACAUCACACCAUGUCACUGAAAAGGGAGAUGUUUGGUCUCAAUAGAGGAAUACAAUGCCAGCAUCAAUGCGAUAGUAGUAUGCCCCAUGAGUACAUUCUAACUAAGCAUUAUUAUCAUCAACUUUUUCCAAUACUCAAAACUUAAAACACAUCUGGUUUACUUUCACUUCAGCGAACUUUCUUUGUAAUGAUUUUAACCCUUUACACUUGUGGGAAUUAGCCUAUAUGGAUAGGGCUAAAUUGAAGUGUUUCUUAUAGAAUACAUAUGAAUGGUAUAAGCAUGGUAGCAAUUGAAAGGGAACAGUUUGGCAAUUAUGGGGAAAUUAUUAGACCAAAGUUGAGGACAUAACAGUUCACCUGACCAAAGACUGAAUCCAAACAUUACACUGUUGAUUGUAUGUGUAUUUUACAUUUACUGUACUUUUCACAGCAUUUGCCAAUAACGAAAGCAGAAAAUACUCAGGAUACAUUCAGUAACAUAAUAAGAAUAUUCAUUGAAAUUGUGGAGUAGGUGCAACAUAAGACAAUAAAAUGACAAAGGUUAGAGUGAGAGGACUAACUGGUGUUUCCAAGUGGCCACACACUUCUCCAAAGUGUGCAGAGUUCCUAAGUAAUUUCAAUGCACUUUCAUGAGUAUUCAGCUAGAAGGUGCUUUUUUUUUUUUAGCUCUUCUAGCUGUGCCAUUGAAGAACUAGAGCAAGCAUACUUGUUGUUUUGUUUGGAACACAACCCUGCAUCCCUGCCGUCACACAAUUACUGUUUACACAAUCCAAAAAACGUAAAAAAUUUUAAAUCACCGAAAGCAAACCUGACUAGCUAAGUUAUAAAAUACGAUCUUAGUGUUAGGCUUUCACAAGGCAAUUCAGAGAAACAGAUCCUAAUUUUGGUGCGCAUAGAUAGGAGUCAUGCGUGCAUUCAGGUGUGUGUUACGCAGCAAAUUUUCUUCACAAUAAACAAACCGGCUCAUUCUGUUCAGAACAACCCAGGGUAUGACGCCAUGGAAACUUGUAACUGUACAUCAAACAUAGUGAUCAUAAAUAUAUAUGAUAUGGAAAUGUGAAGUGCGCAUUUGGACUCACGGGUGUUUGGCUUGCUUGUAUGACAUCAGUGGUAAUAUUUGUUUUCCAAAAGUUGCCCAAUUAGCGGGAGGGAUGGGGCAACAACUUCAGGUGCAGUGCUCAUGUUCAGAAUGGCUGUCAGUCAAAACCAAUACAGCGCUGUGAAGCGGAACCUGAGCUCUGACGUCAUGUAUAGCAUGUUACUAUACAGCCACUGCGUUCCAAUUUAGGCGCUUAUCAGUGCCCAGAUGUGCCAAUUUCAACCCGGCUACAAGUGUAAAGGGCUAUGUUUUAACCAGUUAAAUAUAAUCUAAAUAUAAUUUCCCUCAAGUUUCCUCACAUUGUUCCAUUGUUUAAUGCUCUUGUAUCCCCUUGAUCUGUCUGCUUUACUGUUAUUUUACUGUUUUAUAAUAUCCCCUAUAUUUACACUUUUGAAAAUGAAAAUAAGUCUUACUAUUAUUAUUAGUAAAUUAAUGUUUUAUGACCUUUUUUUUAUUUGAUGUUGACAAAUGUUUUGUUUAUCGUUAUCGUAACACUUGCUAUUUCUUCCAAUGACCAGGCACCAUAUACGGCUUCAAUGUGGGUGUCGAUAAGUCCAUUCAGCAGAUGGCCACUAAGAAAGGCAUUAUACUAAAGAUGCACAAAGUUAUCUACAAACUCAUCGAUGACCUAAAGGACGAGCUGAGCAGGAAACUCCCUCCUUCUGUAAAGGAGAAUGUGAUCGGUGUGUGUGGUAUUUUCAUUGAAUUAAUUUAAUAAAUCAGGAUAGUCCACUCGGUAACAAUUGGCUGUGUUUUCUUGGGAGUCCUGGGAUACGUCGAAACAAUAAACGUACACACGACAUAGUAAUUGUCAAAAAUGACAUGCAGUAGUGGUCAAAUAUAUUGGCACUUUUGCAAUGGAGCAGAAUGUUCAGUUUUCUCUUUCAAAACGUGUUAAAUGGCUAUUUUUACCGUGUAGGCACCUGCGACUUACACAGGUGAGGUAAAUUAUACAGUUAACAAGAAUCACUUGCCUCCAACCAGAUUAAUUUAAUUCUGAAUAAUUCAGUUCAGGACAUUUUUAUUUUGUUCUUUGAAUUGAAAAAUCUAAUUUUCUGUUAUUUUUUGGGAUCCUGUGCAGUUGUAAACCGAACAUAGUUCUUCCCAUUUCAACUUAUUUUAGAAGAAAUAGUGAAUCAUGCAAGGAUGUCUAUUUGACCGCAAUCAGUUGGAAAAUGAAUACCUUUAUAUCGGUGGUGUUAGUUGCUUUGUUUUCUGGUUUGCAUGCUGUUUAAAAACAAACUGGAUAAAUGUCUUAUUUUCACAAAAACUGGGAAUAGACUGUGCAAGAAACCCUAAUGUAUUGUUUGCAUCUCACACCGUUUGGGUUACUGUUUUGAAUCCCAAUGCUGACGGGAGGAAAGAAAAUCUGGUGGUAGUGAUCUCAGGUGCCUUCCUUGAGCAAAUAACUUAACCCCUUAAACUGCUCAUUGGGCACUGCAUUGUGGCUGGCCUCUGCUCCAGCCUCUCCAACCUAAUGUGUGUUUGUGUAUUUUGGAGGGUUUAGGUACAGCAGAAGACCAAUUUCUGUCUCGUAUGGAUUAAUAAAGUAUUCUUCUUCGUCUUCUCUUUCCAGGAGAGGCGUCUGUCCUAGCCAUGUUUGACGUGACUGUGGGGAAGAAGAAGGUGUCCGUCGCCGGCUGUAGAGUUCAGAAGGGUCAGCUAGAUAGAAAGAUGAAGUUCCGACUGGUCCGAGGCCGAGACGUCAUCUGGGAGGGUAAGCCAGAUAGUGUGAAGACCUACUACCAUGCCAAAUAGCUAAAGGGCAUGUCACUCAUCAGGGAUUCUUACUGAGGUUCAAGAUUUAGCUGAUACUUUUGAAUACAUAAAAAAAGAAAAGAUGCCAACACCUCCGGUUCCAUGGUUGCCAUGGCGCUGUAGCCUAGGCAGAGAGCUCUGUAAAUAUUGUACAUAUUUGUAUUAUUUUUAAGUGUUUUUCUGUUGCAUUUUGUUGUCUUUUGGGGGGUUUUGGCUGCUCUAGGGUUUGAUCACUAUAUCCUGUGGACUCUCAGACUUGCAGGAUCGUGAUGAAAAGUCAAUAUUUGGGCUUGUUAGGUGUAAUACUUCCAAACAGAUGAAACAAAAAGCCACAUUAUUGGAUUCCAAACAGUUUGGAAGUAUUACACCAAGGAUUGCAUGCUGUGUCCAGAGGUAGCUGAGGAAGUUCAGGAACUGUUCAGGGACUUUGUCUCAUUUCUAUUUUUUGUCUGUUUUUAGAUUUGAGAUUCUUUGAAAAGCGCUAUACAAGUUCCAAAAUGUAUUAAUUAUUAUUAGAUCUGUAACCCAAGUAUGCCUAGUAGGCUAGGUCUACGGUGUAGCCUAUGUUAUGUUUGUACAUUUUUUGAGCCAUUUAUUUAAGAGGACAACGAUGGUAAUACGUUUUGCAAAAUUGUUUUUGUGGUUGUAUUGUGUUUUAAAUGAUCAAAUACAUCUAACUAUCUAACCUUUUCAUUUAUGAAAUAGGAUUUUACCUAAAUGAGCACCUCAUUCCAUAGAAGCCUUUUAGGCGCAUCAGCAUAUCUAAACUAUACUUAUUCUUGAUUCAGUGAAAAAUAUGUUCCGUAUGGUGAAGUGAUGUCUUGUAUUUCCUGCAGGCUCCUUGACAGCACUGAAGCACCACAAAGAUGAUGUCCAGGUGGUGAAGACAGGGAUGGAGUGUGGCCUCUCUGUGGAUCAGGACAUAGAGUUCAGACCGGGAGAUGAAAUGGUGUGCUACGAAGACACUGAGACUCGGCAAACAAUUUCCUGGGAUCCAGGAUUUUAG
Molecule: messenger RNA, 4507 nt
Organism: Coregonus sp. 'balchen'
Lineage: Eukaryota; Metazoa; Chordata; Actinopteri; Salmoniformes; Salmonidae
Source: the annotation of a GenBank genome assembly